CCCCCACUAGCUUAGCAUCUACGUAGACAUACACCGCAAUAGGGAGAUAACCGCAUUCACAAAUAUAUGUAUCUAUAUUUUCCCCCCCAUACAGCGGAAGCACAACUUGUUGCGCUUGUGUCGUCGUCAACGUCAGGAUGUCCCAAGUGGAGGUGAGCGAGGGCACCGUGGAGGCGCCAGGCUGCACGUCGCCACUUUUCUAUCGACAAAGUCGAGCGUCGUCGGGAGAGGCCGAGAUGUCCGUUUUGCUUCUUCACGGCCGCCGCUUCUCCUCGGAAAACUGGCUCAAGAUCGGCACUCUCCACGCGCUGGCCGACGCCGGCUGCCGAGCCGUCGCCGUCGACCUUCCGGGACUGGGCCGCUCCAGCUCAGCGGAGGCGCCGGCGGCCGUGGGCGAGCUGGUGCCCGCCGCGUUCCUGACGGACGUGUGCGAGCGACUGCGGCUGGGCCCCGUGGUGCUGAUCAGCCCGUCGCUCAGCGGCAUGUACUCGCUCCCUUUGCUGCUGCAACAGCCGCACAUGCUGCGCGCUUACAUCCCAAUCGCGCCCAUCUGCACCGACAAGAUCAGCGCCCAACAGUACCGCAGCAUCAAGGUGCCGACGCUGAUCGUGUACGGUGACGGCGACACCGAGCUGGGGGAGGUGUCGCUUAGCAACCUGAGUCAGCUGCCCAAUCACAGCGUGGCCGUGAUGAAAGGGGCGGGGCACGCCUGCUACCUGGACGACCCGGAUGCGUGGCACCGGCUCCUCGUGGACUUCCUCGCUAAACUUUGAGCCCGGCGAGGACUGGCAGAGGCGAUGUUGGUCUGAAUGGAGGUCAGAGAGGUUCUUUCUUUUUAUAUUUUGCUGAUAAUAUACAAGACUACACCAUACCGCUGACUAAUAACCGUUGAAACGUCACAGCUGUG
Messenger RNA from Syngnathoides biaculeatus (alligator pipefish), 907 nucleotides. It is a transcript of the gene abhd14b, whose product is annotated as abhydrolase domain containing 14B. Bases 138 to 773 code for a protein of 211 amino acids. Gene Ontology annotation, cellular component: cytoplasm. The transcript is spliced from 5 exons. The record is from RefSeq and is a predicted model, not a curated record. NCBI's taxonomy places the organism in Eukaryota, Metazoa, Chordata, Actinopteri, Syngnathiformes, Syngnathidae.